This is a messenger RNA of Lucilia sericata (common green bottle fly), 2742 nucleotides long. RefSeq names its product peptide transporter family 1. The transcript has 7 exons. The record is from RefSeq and is a predicted model, not a curated record. Gene Ontology annotation, cellular component: membrane. The coding region runs from base 258 to 2528 and encodes 756 amino acids. Gene Ontology annotation, molecular function: dipeptide transmembrane transporter activity. Gene Ontology annotation, biological process: transmembrane transport; oligopeptide transport. Lineage: Eukaryota; Metazoa; Arthropoda; Insecta; Diptera; Calliphoridae.
ACAAUAAGUCAGUCUGCUGAACGCCGUUAACUGUUGUAGACGCGUUCACUUUUUAAACGUAGUGAAUAUUAUAUAGAAUUUCUAUUUCAAACCAAAGUAAAUGAAAACGUUUUAAAAAGUAUUGAAAAAACGAAAAGAACUUAUAGAUCCUUUAUACCCUUCUGUAUUAUAGAGGAUUAAAGGAUUUUUUUAUAACAAAAAAAGUUAAAGAAAUAUUUAAAUAAACUUUUGAAGUGUGUAAAUAAUCAACGUUUAAAAUGGCAGAAGAAAACGGACAUAAGUCUGAAAAUGGCACAACUCCGGAGACUACAGCAACUGAGACAGUUGCUGAAAGUACUCCUCCAGUUAUUCUCAGUGCUAAAGUAGAUGAUGAUAUGGCUACCGACAAAUCCCUAAAAACAGUUGAACCCCAAAAUGUUGCCGAAGCUGAAGGACAAGUUAAGAAAUUACCUUAUCCCAAAUCAGUUUUCUUUAUUAUCAGUAAUGAAUUUUGCGAGCGUUUCAACUACUAUGGCAUGAGAACUAUCCUGGUUUUAUAUCUAAGUCGUCAAUUAAAUUACAGUGAUGAUACCGCCACCGUUAUUUUCCAUAUCUUUACUAUGUUUGUGUAUUUCUUGUGUAUUUUCGGCGCCAUUAUUUCGGACAGUUGGUUGGGUAAAUUUAAAACGAUUCUGUAUCUUUCUUUGGUCUAUGUUUGCGGUUCCGUUUUGAUUACUUUGGGUGCUAUACCGCCUUUGAAUUUGCCGGCAACUACGUUUACCAUGAUUGGCCUGUCGCUGAUAGCGCUGGGUUCUGGUGGUAUAAAACCUUGUGUCUCGGCUUUUGGUGGUGAUCAAUUUAAGUUGCCCGAACAGAUCAAACAAAUGACUACAUUCUUUUCGUUGUUCUAUUUCUCCAUCAAUGCUGGUUCAUUGAUUUCGACAACGGUUACACCCAUUUUGCGUGAGGAUGUUCAUUGUUUCGGACAAAAGGAAUGUUAUUCAUUGGCCUUUGGUGUUCCAGCUGUAUUGAUGGCAGUGUCUAUUGUUGUUUUCGUGUUGGGUAAACCUUUGUACAAGAGCAAACCUCCAGCAGGCAAUAUGGUGGUGUUGGUCAGCAAAACUAUUGGUAACGCUAUUUCCACUAGAUGGCAUGAAAAGAAAACUAAUCCCCGUGAACAUUGGUUGGACUAUGCCGAUAAGAAAUACGACAGACAAUUGAUUGAAGAUGUUAAGGUUUUGAUGCGUGUCUUGGUUUUGUACUUGCCUUUGCCUAUUUUCUGGGCUUUGUUCGAUCAACAAGGUUCUCGUUGGACUUUCCAAGCUACUCGUAUGGAUGGUGAUAUGGGCUCUUGGGAUAUUAAACCCGAUCAAUUACAAGUGUUGAAUCCUCUAUUGAUUUUGGUGUUUAUUCCUUUGUAUGAUGUUGCUUUCUAUCCGGCUUUGAGUUUGAUUGGUAUUCGUCGUCCUUUGCAAAAAUUGACUUUGGGUGGUAUUUUGGCUGGUGUUGCCUUUAUCAUCUCUGGUGUUGUUGAAUUGAAUUUGGAGAAAACCUAUCCCACCUUACCCACACCCUAUACAGCUCAACUACGUAUUUUUAAUGGUGAAAAUUGUGCCUAUACGUUCAAUUCAAACUUGCCCGGUUUGAAUACGAUCAAUCUUAAUGCCUAUGCUUAUUAUGAAAACAAAAAUAUUCCCGUUACCACUGGACGUUUUAAUAUUGAAUAUAGGUUGACCAGCAAUGAUCCUAGUUGCUUUAGCUUUCCUGCCGGUUCCUAUCAAAUCGUCGACAAUGAAGCUCAUUCAUUGUUUUUGAGUUCGAAAAAUACCACUCAUCCUUUGAGUUGGUUUGAGGAUUACGUUAACAAACCCUCCAGAGGCAGUCCUUUGGGUAGAACUUUAAGUAAUGUGCAACCCGGUCGUAAUAUUGUCUGGAAGAUGGCCAAAAAAGAUGCUAUCGAUCAUCAGGAACCUGCCUAUUUACACAAUUUGACAGAAUUCUCUGCUGGUGAUUAUAAGAUCUUUGUGGAUAAUGUUCAGGUUACUCAGACUACUUUGAAGACUGGUGGUGUUUAUACCAUACUCAUCAACGAAAUUAAUGCUCAAUCUUAUGAUUUUAAAGUUAUUGAAAUUACCGAACCCAACUCCAUGAAUAUUCUUUGGCUGAUACCUCAAUAUGUGGUCAUGACUUUGGGUGAAGUUAUGUUUUCGGUUACCGGUUUAGAAUUCUCCUAUUCACAAGCUCCACUUGCCAUGAAAUCCGUAUUACAAGCCUGCUGGUUAUUAACCGUGGCCAUUGGUAAUGUUAUUGUGGUUAUUAUUGCUGAGUUGGCCCUAUUCGAUUCUCAGGCCAGUGAGUUCUUCCUCUUUGCUGGUCUCAUGUUUGCCGAUAUGUUGCUGUUUAUGUACAUGGCUUAUCGUUAUAAGCCCAACAAUCCUAUGGCCACCUCAGAGGAUACACCCUUGACUAAGGAUAGUGAAGUAGAUCCUAAACAUGAACUUAAACAAUUGGAGGGUAUAGAUAAUAAGGCUGCUACAAUUGAUGAAUAAGGAGGCAUACUAAUGACAAAAUUUCAUUUUAUGAAUAAUUUAGUACUUAAGUACAAUUUUAAAGAUUCUAAUUUUCAAGAGUCUUAAAAUUGAGCGGUAUUAGUAAAAUUUCUGUUAAGUUUUUUUAUAUGUAUAUGUAAUUUAAAUUUAUUGUUUAAUGUCCUUGAUGGAUGGUAAAUUUCAAAAAAAAAAAAAAGAUAAUUAAAACAAAAAU